Molecule: messenger RNA, 5789 nt
Organism: Acanthaster planci (crown-of-thorns starfish)
Lineage: Eukaryota; Metazoa; Echinodermata; Asteroidea; Valvatida; Acanthasteridae
Cellular component (GO): nucleus
Molecular function (GO): histone H4K20 methyltransferase activity; protein binding
Source: RefSeq, a predicted model, not a curated record
UCUCGAUCCUGGUAUUUCGAAUUGGUGAAGUCUGGCGCACAAGGAAACUCCGGGAUAUUCUGCCAUUUCCAGUUUUUUCUUAGAUGUUUUGGAUCGUAAAACCCUCCUAGAAAAAAGCUGUAGGGUUGUGUGCGUGUACAGCCGAUGUAGUGUAAAACGAGGCUAUUGCGACAGUUUUCAGUUUUUACCUGGUGUUGCUGGUCCAAUGCACGAUAAGCCAGACCCCAGACCUCAUUAUCUCGCCACGGCUUGGGACCACAGACCGGACAGGUCACCGACAACGUGCAGUGAACAUUGAGUUACAUGAUGGGUAUUGAUGGAACAGGCCCUGGCUGGCCGCUGAAGCCCAGCUCUGGUAUGAACUGGAAGGAGCUGGGUGAGAACGAUGACCUGGCCACCAGCCUGGUCCUUGACCCCUACCUCAACUUCACCACGCACAAGAUGAACACAAGGUUCCGCCCUGUGGAUGCAAGGAAGGAAUACCUUCGGGACAUCAUCCUGCGCUUCAAGAAGUCCCACAACUACGAGCGGGCCUACAAGGGCCUGGUGUCGGGCGACUGGGCCAGGGUCUUCUUCCUUAACAAGUCCAAGCACCAAGUGACCAUCUUCAAGCAGCAUGUGUUUCGCUAUCUGGCGAUGUUCGACAAGACGUCUGGGUUUGAGGUGAAGCCCUGCUUCCGCUACUCUUUGGAAGGGGCAGGAGGAAAAAUUGUGGCGACCCGGGUUUGGAGUAAGAGUGAUACGAUUCUCAACCUGGUGGGCUGCAUCGCCGAGCUGACAGAGUGCGAGGAGAACUCCCUCAAGACGGGCGUCAACGAUUUCAGUGUCAUGUUCUCGACCAGGAAGAACUGUGCCCAGCUGUGGCUGGGCCCGGCAGCCUUCAUUAAUCAUGAUUGUCGGCCAAACUGCAAGUUUGUUUCUACGGGUCGCGACACAGCCUGUGUCAAAGUACUACGGGACAUUGAACCCGGAGAGGAAAUCACCUGUUUCUAUGGCGACGGAUUCUUUGGGGAAGGCAACUGUCACUGUGAAUGUGAAACCUGCGAGCGGAGGCAGAUGGGUGCCUUCACCCCCAAAGACAUGCCGGUUAAGAUUGAUGAGAACAAGUACAGCCUGAGGGACACCGACCGACGGCUGCGCUGGCAGAAAGCCAAGAAUGAAGAGGAGGGCGGGCCCAGCCAGGAGGAGGGCAGUGUGGUGAAGAGUGUGUUGCCCUCUCGGCUGCUGCGGAGAAGUGAUUCCGAAUGUAGCGGAAGCUCUGAUGGUAGCAGUUGCCCCUGGAGUCGCUCGCGCUCCUCCCAGCCUCUCUCUCCAUCCUUCUUGGCUAACCAGACCCUGGUGGACCUCAUUGCUGAGAAGAAGUGCCUCUCAAAGUACGAUGCUCAGCUGCUGGUGGCAGAGGGCUACAAACUCAGGGAAGCCAAGGUGGUCCUGACGCCCCACAAGAUCAAGGAGGAUGGCACACUGACUGUGGAGGAAGGGGGUGUGAGGUACGCCUCCAGGCUGCGCAGGGAGGAGCGGAGGAAGGCUGGCAGGGAGGGCCGUGAGAGGCGGAUGUCACUAAAUGAGGAGCCUGUGCCCUCGCCUAGGGUCGAGGAGGCUCACCUGAAUGGGGGCAUAGUUGACACGGAGGCAGUCGAGUGUGUGGCUGCUUCCAGGACAGAACGGAGGCGGUCCAGGGAGUCUCGCAAGCGAAGGGUGUCUGCGACAGAGGAAAUGCAGGAAUUAUCGAAGCUUCCCCGAGAAACCUGUCUGGAUCCAAGUGGAGGGGUGGAGGGGGUGAGCAGUGUCCCUGGUCUGAGGUCUAGGUCCGGGUCGGUGGCAGCGGUGGGAUUGGCCCUGGACCAACAGUCCAAUUGCAGUAGCUGUGACACCGAGGUGACGUUUAAUGUCAGACAUUUGUCAAAGGCUCCGAAGGCCAUUGAGAAAGAUUUGACGUACGAAUCAGAGAUCUCGGACUGCGAGACGAAGCUUAAGAUCCGGGGAGUGCCGAGAGAUCGGGCCAUUGCAGGGAAGCGCAACCUUCUAGAUGAUGGGCCUGCCAGAACUAAUCGACAUGGGGGAAAGAGGGAGCGCAGAGAGACAGAUUGUAGCAAAAACUGUAAGGAUCUGAAAGUUAAGCAUGGCAAGUCAGAGGGAUUAGAAGUGCCGCCUCUCAUUUUACCCAAACGCAAGAUGACAAAAUACGACGCGGAAUUAAUCGCUGAAGCAGUGCAAAAAAUCCCCAAGUUGAAAAUCCGUAUGAAAGAUUCUAAUGGCUGUAUAGAGGAAGUUGUCACAUCGUCAGAGGAUGAGGUGUCACCAAGACAGCAUUCAGUGUCGUGCGAAAGCAGCUCCAUCACCACUAGUCAAGACCAGAAACUUCUCCUUGAUGUCCCCGACUCCCCGAGUCGCCUGACUCGAGGGCAGCGGGUCCUCAUCCCCGGACCCAAACUCCCCCAGUCACCUACCUCCACCUCCAAGACUGAUUCCCCUCCAGCUUCCCCGAGUCUCCUCAGGGCACGGGCUAAUUUGAAGUUUAACUCACCGGAGCGGAAGAAGACAAGCCACCAGUUUGUACCUCGGAUGUCGCAGCUGCGUCACCUUUAUGAGAUCCCUCCCCAUCCCAUCCUCCAGAAGGUUGACAAAAGCGUGCCUCCAAAGCAUAUUAACUCCAGCGAUGUCAAGACCUUCUAUCCCUCCUUUCCGGACAGUCCAAAAACAGAGCAUCUGAGCGAUGUGCUCAAAUCAGAAGAGAGUCCUUCCCAGACCUUCCAAGUGUCAGUGAAGCCGGUCGAUAACAGGAACACCCGCAAAAUCCGACUGAUAUUUGGACAAAGGACGAUGGACAUUCAGUUGCCAAAAACGGGAAAGUGUUAUCCCACAAAAUCGAAACCUUUAUGAUGGACAUUAAAGAAACAGCACUUUCUCUAGCAUUAGGUUAAUAAUUGACAUUUCCUGUACUGAAAUCGAUUGCUAAAUCCGACAAAAGUGAAAACAAAUUGUCCUGUGUUUGUGAAUAUAUUAGUAACAGUGCUACCAAGUUGAAUGAAUUCUUUUUAAUGUUUUCACUUAUUCUUGGAUAUAUCUCUUGAAUUCCUAAACAAGUACUGAUGCAUAUUAUCAUUAUUAUUCCCACCUGUUUCUGUCCGUCAUUGAAUAUUGGAAGUGAACUGAGGUAGUAUUGCGUGAUUGACUCUUGUUCUUGGACUUGAGUGGAGAAGAGAGAGCACUCUGUUACCCAGGAAAGCAUGCUUGACCGAUUUUCAUCCCAAUGUGCACAAAGCUGCAGGGGUCUGGGCAUAGUUGUUUGGUGCCGACGUGUACCGGUAGCAGCAACCUGCAGUGGUGUUCAGGUCCCAGGCGAGUCCCAUUUUCACCAGACUGUGUCAGGUAUCCCAAUAUCAGCCCCCUCAACUGGAGGAAUACACGUAGGUAGGGCGACAGUUGAAUGCCACUGGUAAGGCACGCUCACGUGUGUGUGUGCUGGAGCUGUGAGAAGACUUCUUGUGCAUACUCGGUGCUCCACCCGUGCAUAGAAGUACACGUCUGCAGUUUGUUACCCUUAGGAGCUUGUUGGGGCUGUGGGAUAUACCACACCAUGAGCAUGUUACAACACUUUACACACUGUACCCUCCAAUGGAACUUCUGAAUGUGAUAAACCUGAUCUCAUUCAUAUAUGACUAAUUUUGAGCACAGUAGACCCUUUGUCUUUCUUGUUAAGUUUGAGGAAUUGUACUGCAUUUGUUUUUGAUAAAUUCAGUUGUAAUUUGCCGUUUUAACACCUGAUCUCACUCCUAGACAAUGAAGUAAUGGUAACAUUGUGCAAACCCUAAAGUUUAUAUUCAGUGUUGAUUAUGAAUAUUGCUAUUAUAACAAUAUAUAUAUUUGCCCAGUGUAUACAUAGUGUUAAUUUCACUGAGACAGUUGUAUAAUAGAAGAAUUUUUUAUGUUAUUUAUUUUAAUGUUGGUGCAGCUGGAUGCACCCGUAGUUGGCCAUUUUCAUCACUAGGCGCCUUUCAUGAUCAUGUACAGUGGCCCAGGCCCUCCUGGAUUCAAAAGUUGCAACUUUGUUGUUGAAACUGGCGAACUUAAAUUUCCUUGCUUUGUUUUUUCUCCCGAAGUCUGUUGGAUUCAGUGGGCGUCAUAUUUUGCUGUCUCGGUUGUCUGCUCGAUUAGUCAGGGCAUGUGAUCAGCAUCUGGAGGGGGCAGAGUUAAUUGGAAAUCUGAUGGUGAAGAUCACGUCAGCUUUAACCCUGAAAAGUUAUUACAGACUGGGUGGCUUAGCAGUGGAAAAUACGUAAUUUACAAUCAGCUUCUGCUCAAGUAAACUCAAAUAGAUUCAUUAUUGACCCCACUCCUCACUGAUCCCUUCACAUUUGAUGAGGAGGUUGGCUUGAUUUUGUUAGAUUGAGGAAGAUACUAUCUAGCUAACUGGGUGCUUUGUGCAUCGAGGCACAGGUAUAACAAUUUGAGGAAUACCUGUACAUGCAUAAACUCCCAAGUUGAUCCGGCUGGCCCAGUGCAGAGCUGUAAAUAGAGAGAGUACCACCAACCUCGGACUGUGGAACCAAAAUGGCUGUUUAUUAUGUGUGCAGUAGCAGCAGCACAGAAUGCAGCUAUUGUGUGUUUAUUGACCGUGUGCAGAGAUGCAUAAUCCACCAUUUUGGUUCCAACGAUUGAGACAUUCAUGUCACAACUCUCUCUUUGAACAGCACUGGCCCAGUGCAGUUCUGUUUUUGAAACUGUAAUACGAAGCUGCAUUUUGGUUGAUGUUUCAUGCAGCUUUAACAUAAAUGCUUGAAGUUCACUGUAGUCUGAGGUGAAAUUGUAACCAAGAAUUGGAACUGGACAAGACUAUGUCUGUGCAAGGGUAGCCUACAACUGAAUGAUAAAAGCUUAACCCUAACCAUGCUGAACCCAACAAGGUUAUGCAAUUAAAGGGUAGAAGCAAUGAGUUAUUCAUAGGUACAUUUUUUUACCUGCAACUUUCUCACCCUUCUACAAUGUAGGAAAAUUAGCCGACGUCCCAUUUUAGGUUAAAUGUACAUGUAUUGAACAAAUGCACUUUUUAAAAGCUGAGGGCGCUGUUGCUGUGAUGUCAUCUAGGGAAGACAUAGUUCAGUGCGUAGGUUUUUUUUCUGUUCAAAUUUUUGAAACGAGAAUAAUAGACCCACUGGAAAAACAUUACUGAGAAGGGGUUUGCUUGCAUCUGUAUUGCUAGGCGUUUCAACGCAAUGGAUCAGAAAGAAAGGAACCUUUAGGUCCAAUGGGACAGGUUUUCUUCUCGGGAUGAAGUCACAGUUUGUUCAUGAAUAUAGAAAUCUAUUUGCAAACCCUAAAAGUCAGCAAAUAUCCUUUAAAAUAGUAAAACAAGCAUUUCAUAAUAUGAGGUUAACUUGGACACAAAGGGGCAUGUGGAGAUACGCAUUUGAAUUUUUUUCCAUUGGAGACCCUUUCACAACUUCUAAAAUUGAAGCAGGACAUACCUGAUUAGAACUCCUGUGGCUUUAUCUUCAGCCUGCAGUUGACCAGAUGUCAAUUAAUGAGCUCAUCUGAAAGAAAACCUGUUAAUACCCAAAGUGAAAGUACUGUUUUAGGGAGUAAUUUCUGGAUUUUAAAGAAAUAUGCAACAGUUUAGUUAACUCGGUUAGCCUCUUUAAACGAUUCGUUCAAUAAUUCCUCAAUUUUCACCUGGCCAAUUGUAUUAAUUAAAUUUAAUCGGACACUGUCGUGUCAGAGUAAUUUCAGGAUUUUUCUCUGCGACUUCCUACCCAAACAUCCAAAUAAAAUCUGACUGGAUAAAAAUA